UUUUUGAAGAUGGAAGUGAAGGAACGAGAGAACUCGGAGAAGCUGAGAGAAUGUCUCAAGAAUGGCUCAUUGACUCUGAGAGACUUAGACAACAAGAAGAGGGGGUCCUCGAGAGGCAGAAGACGACGCAGCAAAGGCAAGAGUGGAAAAAAUGUAACAACAGAUGAUGCGACAAAUACACAAGCGAUUGAUAAACCACAAAGCACCUUGAAGGCUUCCAAGAUUACCAGACAACCAAAAAUGGAGAGCAAUUCGAAAACUGCAGAAAAAAGUCUUAAGUUGAAAUCUCAAGACAAGGAAUCAGAAAAGGUUGUACGCAGCAUCCUUGAUGACGUAAUUGAUCAGGUUUCCAGAUAUUGUUCUGCUACUAAGAACAGCAUUGCCAAAGAACAGACAAAUAUGACCCCCACCCUGAUGGGAGCUUCCGACGAGAGAGUAGUAGCUAUCCGAAAUUUCUACGCAGACCAGAAAAGAGCAACACAGCAGUUAUUAUAUAAAGCAGCAGAGGAAAAUGUGAAGGACUUGAUCAUGCGUGCAACUACACGUCGUCGCGAUAUUCCUAGCCCCGACAAGGGACAGUUAUCUAAAACUGCCCCACUCAUAUUUGCAAUUUAUGGCGCACGACAGAGGGCAUACCAACAGUGGAUGAUCUCUGAGAAAUUGAAAAUGCGAAAGUUAUUGUAUAAAGAGGCACAGAAAAAUGUGGACGACCUGAUAAUCCAAGCAACUACUAACUGCGAUAUUCCUGGACCAGUCAAAGUAGAAGUGGAUGUGCCUAGCUUGCUACGAUUUGUUUACAGACCAGUCAAAGUAGAAGUGGAUAUGCCUAGCUUGGUGCGAUCUGUUUACAGACCAAUUACAGUAGAGGUGGAUAUACCUAGCUUGGUACGAUCUGUUUACAGACCAAUUAUAGCAGAGGUGGAUGUGUCUAGCUUGGCACGAUCUGUUUUCAGACCAAUUAUAGUGGAUGUGCCUAGCUUGGUACGAUCUGUUUACAGACCCAUCAAACUAGAGGUGGAUGUACCUAGAUUGGUGCGACCUGUUUACAGACCCGUCAAAGUAGAGGUGGAUGUACCUAGCUUGGUACGACCUGUUUACAGACCCGUCAAAGUAGAAGUGGAUGUACUUAUUUUGGUACGAUCUGUUUACAGACCCAUCAAAGUAGAGGUGGAUGUACCUAGCUUGGUGCGACCUGUUUACAGACCAGUCAAAGUAGAAGUGGAUGUACCUAGCUUGGUGCGACCGGUCAAAGUAGAGGUGGAUGUACCUAUCUUAUCACAAUCUGCAGAAUGUGAUUCCAGACUGAGGGCACUCUUUGAAAAGAGGAAUGCUGAGAAAUUAACAUUGCAAAAGACUAUGAACAACACAGCCUCGGAGGUCGUUGAAGACCUAUUUACCUGUGCAGCCACUAACACAAGCUUAAAGACUUUAUCUGAACCAGAUGUAAGCAACGAAAUGGAGGAUGAUUCUGUGCCAACACAGAAAGGCUGGAGAAGAUUCAUUUGUUGUGUCAAACCAAAGAAACAACAGCAGAAGAAAGAGAAGAAAGGGAAGUUUGGAUUGCUUACCAGACUGCGCCGCUUGUUUAACUGCCGCUAAAUUGUCUGAAAGUUCUAGUUUAUCAUUAGAAGAUAUGUGUAUAUAGAAAACAUUUUUUUGAUUCAAAAAAGUUACAUAUAAUUUGGUAGAUGAUUUGGACAAUUCACUUACUAUAACCAUUAUUUCGAGA
Messenger RNA from Saccostrea echinata, 1729 nucleotides. RefSeq lists its product as uncharacterized. NCBI's taxonomy places the organism in Eukaryota, Metazoa, Mollusca, Bivalvia, Ostreida, Ostreidae. The coding region runs from base 10 to 1599 and encodes 529 amino acids. The transcript is spliced from 13 exons. The record is from RefSeq and is a predicted model, not a curated record.